Emericellopsis atlantica is the source of this 870-nucleotide messenger RNA. RefSeq names its product oxidoreductase. Bases 1 to 870 code for a protein of 289 amino acids. The record is from RefSeq and is a predicted model, not a curated record. NCBI's taxonomy places the organism in Eukaryota, Fungi, Ascomycota, Sordariomycetes, Hypocreales, Bionectriaceae. Gene Ontology annotation, molecular function: oxidoreductase activity, acting on NAD(P)H, oxygen as acceptor. The transcript is spliced from 4 exons. Gene Ontology annotation, cellular component: intracellular anatomical structure.
AUGAAGGAGGAAAAUGUUCACGAUCCCAAAUACCGGGAGGCAAAAGAAGCCCAAAGCUCCCCGUCGGUGCCAACAAGCCAGCUCUUCAGACUCGACAACCGCACGAUCAUAGUAACCGGAGCUGGCGGGUUCCUUGGCACUACUGUUGCAAAAACGAUCAUCGAGAGCGGUGGUGAUGUGGUCUGUCUUGACCUGGUCGAGAAUCCCCAGUCUGUAUAUUGGAAGCAAGUGCUGGAAGCGGCUGACCACCAUGGUCGCAAUGUACACUACUACCCGUGCAACGUUCAAGACGCAGAUGCAAUGGCCGACAUCUUUGCGCGAUUCCUCCCUCUCUUGCAAAGCCCCAUCCGAGGCCUUGUGUCCUGCGCAGGCGUGUCGGACAACGGCCCGGCCACGGACUUUCCUGUGCGGUCGUUCCAGAGAUUGCUGGACAUUAACGUCACCGGUACCUUCACAGCUGCUCAACUGGUCGUCAAGGAAGUCAUCAAGGCAGGCCUCAGUGCCAGCAUGGUGUUCGUAGCCAGCAUGAGUGGGUAUGUCUCCAACAAGGGUGUGGAUACAGCUGGCUACAACGCCUCCAAAGCUGCUGUGCACCAGUUGGCGAGGUCUCUGGCGGCAGAAUGGGGUUCAAGAGUCAACGUACCACUGAUCAGAGUCAACACUCUCUCGCCGGGCUACAUUCGUACAGAGGCAACAGCCGAGGCACUGCGCAAGCCUGGGAUGGAGUCGCAGUGGGUAGGUGACUCCAUGCUGUAUCGGCUGAGCAACGUGGAUGAGUACCGCGCCCCUAUUCUAUUCCUCCUGGGAGAUGGCAGUAGUUACAUGACCGGGGCCGACUUGCGAGUCGAUGGAGGCCACUGCGCAUGGUAG